ACCGUAUCUACACGAAAGGCAACACAUUAUAUUUGAACAAAGACCCCUUAUUCCCCGGUCAUAUCUACCCUUACAACAACAUGGACCACGGUGACCACUCGAAACACACUAUGCCUGACAUGGACAUGCCCGCUUGUUCGAUGAACAUGCUGUGGAAUAACCAAGUAGCAGACACAUGCGUUGUCUUCCGCUCAUGGCAUAUCUCGGGUACUUGGACCAUGAUUCUUUCUUGCUUUGUCAUCAUUGGCAUCUCCGUUUUCUAUUCUUAUCUUCUUCACUACAUCAAAGACUACGAUCGUCAUAUCGCUGCGGCUAUCUAUUCCUCUACGCAGCCAGGUCGAAGGGACAGAGACGGCAGCCCUGCUGAAACCGGUCUCAUACCACCUAUUCCGACUGCGUACGGCGGGAUUGAAGUAGGCGCUUUGAACAAAAUUGGAGUUACCAGAUUGCCCCUCAGAUUGAGACUGAUGAGGGCUGGACUCUAUGCCAUUUCCGUAGCCAUUUCCUUCUGGCUCAUGCUCGUCGCCAUGACUUACAACACGUAUCUCUUCAGCUCCAUCGUCGUUGGUGCUUUCUUUGGUCAUGUGAUGUAUGAAGGUGAGAUGGAUAUCGGGGCCGUGCUGUCUGGUACGAGUGGGAAAGGGUUGGCUUGUCACUAAGCGGUUACUAAAGGGUUGGCUUGUCGCUAAGUGGUUAUUGGUGUAGAACACAAUGUACAUUUUAUCUGGCAUUCAGAAUCGAUCAAACGGCUAUGUU
Molecule: messenger RNA, 756 nt
Organism: Cryptococcus deneoformans JEC21
Lineage: Eukaryota; Fungi; Basidiomycota; Tremellomycetes; Tremellales; Cryptococcaceae
Product: copper ion transporter, putative
Exons: 6
Coding region: 81-659 (192 amino acids)
Biological process (GO): copper ion transmembrane transport
Cellular component (GO): membrane
Molecular function (GO): copper ion transmembrane transporter activity
Source: RefSeq, a predicted model, not a curated record